AUGGUAACCAUCUCGCUCGACUUCUCCUCCCUUGUUGCUAUUGUGUCUCUGGCCCUAGUAUCGGGUCUAUACGUCAAAUUAUUUCUUCGAGAUUGGCAAGCAUCCGAAGACGUCGCCACUCGCCUUCUCCUCGCCGCCAAUGCGGCCCAGUUGGCCCCGGGUCUCUUGGAAGCUGAGGGCAACGGCGCGCUGAGGCGGCGCGCUAGUCAUGCUACCAUAGUGUCUGAUAAUCACGUCGCCAGGCGCGGCAGUGUUCCUCUCGCGGGAAGGGCGCAGAGCCGUCAAGGCACUCCCGCCGCUUCAGCAGUAGCCACGCCUCCUCCCCGUUCGUCCACUCCGCCUACUGUAGACGCCUCUCCUACGUCAUCCGCCUCGUCCUCGCGGUCUACCACUCCGCGUCCUGAGACAUGGAUCGAAGAGACGAGCGCUCCUGUGGCUGGCACUGUCGCAGGGCCCGGGCCAUCUUCGAUUUCCCAAAGGAAGCAAGUUGCGCGCGGCAGCGUCGCACCUUCCCUCCCUGCGCCGGCAGCGAGAAGCGUCUCGCGAGGUCUGUCCACAGUCUCGUCGUUGUUGACGACACCUCCUGCAACCCCGGAACCCCCAUCGGUCAGCUCCUCUCCGCUGUCUUCUCUGUCUUCGGCCACGACACACUGCGAAGAUGAACCCAUGGACGAAGACAUUGUGUACGGGCGGAAGACUAAGACGACCCAUGGAGUUGACACUUCGUAUUUCCUAUCUAAGGCAACCGGUCCCUUCAACGGAACCCCGGAUCCCAUCACCUGCCAAAAUCUUCACGUCGGAGACGUUUUUUGCCACACGAUCACCCAGACGGACCCUCCGACGUUUCAGAUUUGGCUGUGGUCCACCCGCGCCGGCGGCAGGCAGUACUGGGCGACCGUUACCCAAGGUCACAAACACCAUGACGGCCGCCGGCUGAUCCUGACCUUCGAAGGGAAAAAGCCCUCGUGGGUCAGGGAGGAGACUUACCGCAGGCACAUGCGUAGGGAGGAGAAGGCAGAGAAGGAGCGGCAGGAGAUGAAGGAGCGGCAGGAGAUGCUGGCACGACAGGAGCGGCGGGCGAGCAUGCAACCCGAGCAGGCGUAG
This is a messenger RNA of Trametes versicolor FP-101664 SS1, 1104 nucleotides long. RefSeq lists its product as uncharacterized. Bases 1 to 1104 code for a protein of 367 amino acids. The transcript has 5 exons. The record is from RefSeq and is a predicted model, not a curated record. Lineage: Eukaryota; Fungi; Basidiomycota; Agaricomycetes; Polyporales; Polyporaceae.